AUGAAUAGGAAUGAAGAUGAGACAAAUAAACUAUUACAAGAAAUUAGAAACGAAGUUACUGAAUUUACCACUACAAAUUUCUUUGGUUAAGUUGCUGAGAACUAUUAAAAUUAUGAAAAAUAGUGUUUUGAAGAGAAUAAUACAAAUAGCAUUCAAUUUGUGAAGUGUAAAAUUAUUAAUAAUGUAAGGCAUGAUGAAAUUUCAAAAGAGAUAAAUAAAGGAAGAACAGAAAAUGGAGUUUAAAAUAGAUUACCUAAAAAAUGAAAUAGCUGAGUGUCUUAACACCAACGAAAGAACUUAAUGUCAAUAAUUAGCUAUCAAUAAUAUAAUGUAGAUAUAGCAAGAAUUUUUGAAGAGCAUAGAAUUAACAUUGAAGAAAUGA
This is a messenger RNA of Paramecium octaurelia, 382 nucleotides long. NCBI's taxonomy places the organism in Eukaryota, Ciliophora, Oligohymenophorea, Peniculida, Parameciidae. The record is from the annotation of a GenBank genome assembly.